ACUUAGAUCUAGAUGAUCGAUCUUGAUCUGAUAACUUGAUUCUAUUUCUGGAUUAGUAGAUAUAGAUUGUGACAUUGUCUAGAUCUAGAUUGUUAUAGUCUAGGCUAUCUAAUAUAGAUCUAGGCCGUCUAGGGUAUACCAGAUCUAGUCUAUUGAUUAUAGAUUACAUAGACUGUCUAGUGUCUAGUUUAGACUUUUUAUUUUUUUAGUGACAGUUAAAAUGUUGAACAUCAAUUCUUUCUUAAUAAGGUCAACUCAGACUCAAUCUUCAAAAUUAUUAACUAAAGUAACUUUUGAAAUUGUUGAAAGAUUAAACGUAUCCAAUUCCAAGGUUUCCAGUUCUACCUCUUGCAGAAGUGACUCUUUGGUUAGUGCUACAAUAAAACCAUUAAGAGUAAAAUCACUUUCGAAGAAACAUGAAAACACUAGGAUCAACAAAUCUUCAUCAUUUCCUAACAAUAACAACAGGUCUCAAAAACGAAUAUUUGGAAAUCCUGCAAAAGCAUCGAGGGAGAUUGAUGAAGAUGAAAUGGACUACUUGGAACAACAAGCACAUUCUAUCAGCAAAUAUAAUAGCAAAUUGAAUUUUCGUUUAGCAGAGGAAAAUUUUAAAAGAGAAUCAAUAAAAAAAUUGUAUUAUGCAAGAGCCAAAACUAUUGAACGCAAAUUUUUCAAAAAACCUGAUCCACCUAACUUAUUGACUUGGUCUGCAAAAGAACAGAUUCGAUUCCUUCAUGAACAGUACCCUGAGGAAUGGACUGUAGAGAAACUUGCAGACAGUUUUCCUGUUGAUAAAGCUUGUAUCAAAAAGGUUCUAACUUCAAGGCUGAGAUUACAUAGAGAAGAAGAUAUCGCUCAACAUGACUUAGAGGUUCAGAAGAAUUGGACUGAUUUGAAAGUAGCCAUUGAAAGUGGCCAACAGGACAAUGACAUUUACUCAAAUCUCAAAAACAUAAACAAUGAAACUUUAAUUUCCAAUGCUUCAGGCAUUAGCUACUGUCCAUUGCCACCAAUUAAAAAGAAGCAGUUAAAGAUCGGUCCAUUUUCUUCCAUUGUAAAAGACUGCCUUGAAAAGAAAGAUUCUACUUCAAAGGAUGCAAUGAGCUUGCAAGACAAACUCACUCGUCUCUCCAAUGUUUUAGCUGAUGUCUCUAAAGUAUAUAACAAAAGCCUUGAAACAAAGUUGGAUUCAAACCAAUCCAAAGAUGUGCACAAUGAAACUCAGACAUUUGACUAUAAAAGAUUUUCAAAAUAUAAACAAAACAGUGAAACCGACAGUUUGGGGAAUCAACCUUUUACCAUUAGAGAAGAUGAAGGAAACCCAUCAGCUCCAAAAAAUAACAUUUUAAAGUUAUCUAAUAAAAAAGCCAAAUAUUUGGUUUCUGGCAAUUCAGUUUAUGAUAAAAAUGGAGAGUUUUUGUACAAAAAACCUUAAUAAAUUAUUUUAUUAAAGCA
This is a messenger RNA of Biomphalaria glabrata, 1455 nucleotides long. RefSeq names its product neugrin-like. The transcript has 2 exons. NCBI's taxonomy places the organism in Eukaryota, Metazoa, Mollusca, Gastropoda, Planorbidae. Bases 221 to 1435 code for a protein of 404 amino acids. The record is from RefSeq and is a predicted model, not a curated record. Gene Ontology annotation, cellular component: nucleus.